GUAGUAGUUCAUGGUGUAGCAGGGCACUGCAGGGCGUUACAUUUGAUUUGGCAUUGUUAGUGUCAGCAAUCAGAAGUUCAGAGCAUCAUUAAACAGAGAUUGAAGAAAAGAGGGUGAAAGCAACGGGAGAAGGACAGAAAAGGACGAUAGUUGGGAGAAGGACAGAAAAGGACGAUAGUUGGACGAAAUCCAAAGGAAAGUGGAAGAAACUAAAUGUGCAGGAAGGAGAAAAGAGGCAAUAAUAUCAAGACUUAGAUUUUGGACACACUGGUUAAAGAGCACACUGUUUAAAGGUUUUUGGUGAUUAAAAAUGUUCCAAAGGAUCAUCGGUCUGCUGCUGCUUCUCAUGGCUGCUUGUUCAGCUCAGAGCACAGCUCCUCGGCUGAGGUUGGUAAAUGGUAACACAUCAUGCAACGGUAGAUUGGAGAUCCUCCAUAACAACCAGUGGGGAACAGUGUGUGAUGAUUUCUGGGAUAUAAACGACGCCAAGGUGGUCUGCCGACAGCUGAGAUGUGGCCCCGUCCAUUCUGCAACUAGUUCUGCCUCCUUUGGACAAGGCACCGGACCGAUCUGGAUGGAUGAUGUUGCCUGUACAGGCAGCGAGUCUUUGUUAUCAGAAUGUCGACAUCGAGGGUUUGGCACUAAUAACUGUGGCCAUGGUGAAGAUGCUGGAGUCAUCUGUUCUGCUCCGAAAUCUCAACUGAGGUUGGUAAAUGGUAACACACCAUGCUCUGGUAGAGUGGAGAUCCUCCAUUACAACCAGUGGGGAACAGUGUGUGAUGAUGGUUGGGAUGUAAACGACGCCAAGGUGGUCUGCCAACAGCUGAGAUGUGGCCCCGUCCAGUCUGCAACUAGGUCUGCCUCCUUUGGACAAGGCACCGGACAGAUCUGGAUGGAUAAUGUUGCCUGUACAGGCAACGAGUCUUUUUUAUCAGAAUGUCGACAUCCAGGGUUUGGCACUCAUAACUGCAACCAUGGUGAAGAUGCUGGAGUCAUCUGUUCUGUUCCAAAAUCUCAGCUGAGGUUGGUAGAUGGUAACACACCAUGCUCUGGUAGAGUGGAGAUCCUCCAUUACAACCAGUGGGGAACAGUGUGUGAUGAUGGUUGGGAUGUAAACAACGCCGAGGUGGUCUGCCGACAGAUGAGAUGUGGCCCCGUUCAGUCUGCAACUAGGUCUGCCUCCUUUGGACAAGGCACCGGACAGAUCUGGAUGGAUAAUGUUGCCUGUAAAGGCAACGAGUCUUUUUUGUCAGAAUGUCGACAUCCAGGGUUUGGCACUCAUAACUGCAACCAUGGUGAAGAUGCUGGAGUCAUCUGUUCUGAUGAACUUAGACGGUUUCCCGAGCCGGAGUUGGCGUGUGGCCAGGAUCACCUGCGUCUGACAGUCCAGAAGAGGCUGUUGGAGGAAAGAGGGCUGAACGCCUCCUCCGCUCACAUGAUCGACCCGCGCUGCCACCAGCAGGUUGACCAGCAGGAGGAGAUGUGGUACCUGGUGCAGCGAAGGCAGGGUAUCUGUGGAAACGUGGUAGAGACAAAUGGCUCCCACAUUACGUACUCCAACAUUUUGUUUGUGUACCUGUCUGAUUGGUCCAACGAUUCGCUCUCCAUCCCGAUGAGCUUCCCGUUCUCCUGCGUCUUCCCGCUCGAUGAUGUCACCAGCCUCGGCGCCGCCAUUCGAUACCAGCUGCCAGUCGGCUUGGUGCGUUCAGGUGACCCCACCAGGGCGCGGAUGACUCUGUACGAGAUGCCGGACUACAGCGAGCCGUUCCCCGCUGGCCCGGUCAGCCUGCCGCUGGGCGCCGUCCUGCACGUCGGCGUCUCUGUGGAAAACUACGACAACAACCGCUUCGUGCUCCUUCUGGAGCACUGCUACGUCACAAACUCGUCCAGCGCCGACGAUCCUGCCAUAUACGACCUGAUCCAGAACAGGUGUCCAGUUGACCCUCGCCAUGUGAAGGUGGCGGAAAGCGGUGUGUCGCAGCGAGCUCGCUUCUCGGCGCUGCUCUUCCUCUACCACGAGACGUUUGAGGACGUUUAUCUGCACUGCCGGAUCAGCCUGUGUGACCGGGACAGCGCCCUGCAGCCCUAACUGUUCCAGGCGACGCGCUCGGUCCACCACCGCAGCCAAUCAGCUUCCAGUCACUGUUGGACCAAUCAGCUGGUCAUAACAAGAGUGCUGAGGCUGCAGAGGAAUCAACUUCCUGUUGCUGAGAACAGUUUGGGUAUUUUCUAAAACAGCUUUCUUGAUCGUCACACUGUCAGAAUGAUUGUUUUCCUUAAAUAAAAAAAGCAGAUUAAAC
Perca fluviatilis (European perch) is the source of this 2300-nucleotide messenger RNA. RefSeq names its product deleted in malignant brain tumors 1 protein-like. Gene Ontology annotation, cellular component: membrane. Lineage: Eukaryota; Metazoa; Chordata; Actinopteri; Perciformes; Percidae. The coding region runs from base 311 to 2089 and encodes 592 amino acids. The record is from RefSeq and is a predicted model, not a curated record. The transcript is spliced from 11 exons.